Messenger RNA from Symbiodinium sp. CCMP2592, 1302 nucleotides. The record is from the annotation of a GenBank genome assembly. NCBI's taxonomy places the organism in Eukaryota, Dinophyceae, Suessiales, Symbiodiniaceae.
AUGCAGCAUCCCACGAGUCAUGCUGGUGAGACGAAGGACUACCCGACCGUGGAAAUAGUGCAAGAUGCAAGCCACCACCCGGAGGCCCAGGCAGGUGACUCCCCACAUGGACAGACACUGAAGCUCUCCGAGCAUCUAUCUCCCUCUAUGUUCGGGCCGCCACCAGGACUUGAGAAUGCAUCUUUGCCCACCCUCCUGUCUGGCAAAUCAAAGUCGAGGCGAGCCAGAAGGGAAUCAGAUCCAAAGGUACCCAAAGUGGACUGUGCUAUCUGCACAAAGGAGGGUACACAGGCACUUUGUGCCCAGCUUGCGGGUCUUCAAGCACCGUACCUCUCCAACUUCCGCUCGGAGUUGGUGUUGUCCUUGUUACCAGACUUGCCAAGCCUUGCGUGUGAUCCACACGCCUCGCAAGUGAUCCUGCAGCUCAUCACUCUUGAUGACGAUUUGAGCCUGGAGCUCUGCAAGAAAAUCGUCCGACGUCUUCGCGGUUCUCUUCUGAAGCUGACCAAGGACAAGCAUGGCUGCUGGAUUGUACAGCAAGCACUCCAGUGCGUACCAGCAGAACUCCAUCCUCUGCUAGCUUUCGAGUUACGAGGCAAAGUCUUGGCCUGCAGUCAGCAUUUGCAUGGCAAUUUCGUUCUACAAAAAUGUGUCGAGUUGUUAAGUCACGGUGAUGUGGGCUUCAUCGUGGAGGAGCUGAAGAAUCACGCAGUAGAUGCUGCAUCACAUAUCUACUCGUGCCGUGUCUUGCAGCGGAUCAUUGAGCACUGCCCGCACGACAGUCCGGGUAUGGCCGAGCUCUUGAAUAACCUUCUCACCAGCAACCAACUCCAGAAGCUGGCAACGGAUCCCUACGGCAAUAAUGUUCUUCGUGCAGUCCUUGCACGAGGAAGGCCGACACAUCUACAGCAGAUUGCGAGGCUUUUCGUUGAUGACUGCAACAUCCUGGCAUACGCACGGAAUAGACAUUCAAGCCUGGUUUUGGAGCGGGUCUUAGAGGCCAUGACAGGGGAGUUUCGGCGCGAACUGCAGGAGGAGAGGGAUGCACUGAUGGUGGCACUGCUCGGAGAAGAAGCUUCCAAUCCUCCCUUCACGCAAAUGGCUUUGGACCGGUUCGGAAACUACAUCGCGCAGAGGGUCAUUGAAGACUGCCAUGGCAGGGAGCAACAAAGAAUUCUCCAUUUGCUGACCGCUCUGGGUCCAAAGCUUCGUCGUGCCGUCAAUGGACGCCACAUUCUACAGGCAGCGCGGAGAAAGUUCGGCUCGCAACUUUCCUUUCAUGCCCUUUCGGACCCGCUGUGA